CCAUAUCACACAAACGCAGCAAAAAAAAGCUGAAGUUAAACUGUUUUCACAGGGUCCAAAAGCUGAAGACACAACCUCAAAACCAAGGUCCAGCAAAAAUAGCUGACAAUACACGCUUGUUUUAUACAAAACACAGCUGUUAAUUGAUAGCAUCGUUUUCUACAGACAGAGAGCAGAAAAUGAGUCAGCACGAGCAGCCAGUUACUCUCCAGGCUCUAAGUGCUGACAACGCAGCCUUGCUCAGAGACAACAGGGACCUCUGGAGAAGGAACAAGGUUCUCCAAAGAGAAAAUGAUUCCUUCCUUACAUACAUCAACAGCCAAUCAAAUUGGCACUCUAGGAACAAGAAAAAAAGGCCCUCCAAAUAGAGAAUGAGGUGUUUUAUGCAGAGAACGAGGCUCUCCACAACAACAUUGACACCCUGGGCAGUGAAAAUGAGGCCAUGUGCAAAGAAAUUGAGGGUCUUAAAAAACAGAACAGUGAGGUGCAGAUUAAAUUAAAUGACUUUGAAAUUGAGAGGACGACCUUGCACCAAAAAAUUGAGGAGCUGAACAUAAAUGUGGCAGAGAAAGAGACCAUGAGGCAGCAAAAUGACACUCUGCAAAAAGAAGUUCUGCAGCUAAAAGACUCACUAUGGAACUAUAAUGUAUUGAAACAAGAAAACUUGCUUUUGAGACAAGGACAUGACAUGCAGCACACCCUUCGGAAACUGAACACAACGUUCCAAACUGAAAAAAACAGCAUGAUACGGCAAAUUUUCAGCCUACAAGAGGAAACGCAACAGCAGAAGAAAAAGUUUCUAAAUGAGAAUGAUGCCAUGAAAAAAAAAAAGUUUCUGCAACAACAGGUUCUGAAGGCAAACAAAAUCCUGCAAGAGUUUAAAGUAUUUGAGCAUAAUUAUUACAUAAUGAAGCAGGAAAGUGAGUCUAUGAGCGAACAAAACAAGGCCCUGGAACAGGAACUUCAAGAGGUCAAGACAAGGUUGUGUAAUGGAGACCAAGCAAUGAGACAAAAAAAUGAGGCUCUUCGAGAAAAAGCUCAGGAGCUGAAAAAUGUUCUGGUGGAAGAGCUCAGAGGCUUCGAACACAACUACAAUGAAAUGAGUCAAAAAAACACGUCUAUGCGACAAAAAAAUACAACCCUGGAACAAGAACUUCAGGAGGUCAAAAAAACUCUGCAAAAACUAAAAGUCUUUGAAGAUCACUGUGAUAUAGUGAAGACAGAAAAUGAGUCCCUGCAGCAACAAGUCCAGGAACUCACCAAAAACUUGCGUGAUGCCCAAGAGGCCAUGAGACAAAAAGACGGGGCCUUGCAACAACAAGUUCAGGAACUCAAAAGUAUUCUGCAACAACUCAAAGCCUUUGAAUGCAACUGUAAUGCAAUGAAGCAAGAGAAUGAGUCAUUGAGUCAGGUAAAUAAGGCCCGACAAGAAGAAGUUGAUAACAGAAAAGGGCCCGUUUGCAGAUGAUCAGCCUAAAGCUGAUCUACAGGAGGAAGAGCUCCAGCAUAAAGUGAAUG
This is a messenger RNA of Thunnus maccoyii (southern bluefin tuna), 1518 nucleotides long. RefSeq names its product girdin-like. Bases 443 to 1468 code for a protein of 341 amino acids. The record is from RefSeq and is a predicted model, not a curated record. NCBI's taxonomy places the organism in Eukaryota, Metazoa, Chordata, Actinopteri, Scombriformes, Scombridae. The transcript is spliced from 2 exons.